GCCACCAUCAGUGAAAGACAAAGACAGAGUUUAUUGAAGGACAGUGAGAAGAUGAGUGAUCCAGAACCCUGCAGAAUCAAACAGGAAGAGACUGAAGAACUAAUAGAUGUGGUAGUGAAGGAGGAGAUUGAGGCACUGAGUGAAGACGAGGAGAAACAUCAUGUCAAAAGUGAAACUGAAACUCACUCAAAUACAGAACAUAGUUUUAUAAUGAAUCAAACAGCUGGAAAAGGUUGCACCUGCACGCCGUGUGGAAAGACUUUCAGCCGCAAAUACGAUCUCAAGCGUCACAUGAGGAUCCACACUGGAGAGGAACCUUACAAGUGUUCCCGCUGCGACCAAAUAUUCAGUAAGUCUGGACAACUGAGAGCACACAAGAAGAUUCACAAUGGGGAGAAACCGUUUCACUGCAUUGCUUGUGGGAGGAGUUUCACAUAUUUGUCUUCUCUGCGUUUACACACCAAAAAUUAUCAUGACCUGAGUGAAGACAUGAAGAUCUACUUUAAUGUUCAUUCAAAGACGAAGCCUUUUUUAUGCUCUUUGUGUGGAAAGAGUUUCAAUCGCCCGCACUGUUUAAGAAAACAUCAGAUGACACACACUGGAGAGAAACCGUACAAGUGUUCACACUGCGACAAGAGAUUCAGUCAGUCAGGAAACCUGAAAACACAUGAGAGUUUUCACACUGGAGUGAAACCGUACACAUGCACUCAGUGUGGGAAGAGUUUCACACACUCAUCAGAUUUUAAUCGACACAUGAUGAUCCACACCGGGGAGAAGCCACACGAAUGUGAUCAGUGCGAUAAAGCAUUUUUGAGGGCCUCAGACCUGAGGAUCCAUCGUAGAGUUCAUACAAAGGAGAAGCCGUAUUCAUGCUCUGAGUGUGGAAAGAGAUUUACAUGGCAGUCAAGUUUAAGGAAACAUGAGAAGAUCCACACUGGUGUGAGAGAGUUUGAGUGCUUUGAGUGUGAGAAGAGUUUUAUUACAGCUGGAGAAUUGAAACGGCACCAGAGGAUUCACACCGGAGAGAAACCGUACACAUGUACUGAGUGUGGGAAGAAGUUCACAAAAUUAUCAUAUCUUUUUAACCACAUGAAGAUCCACUCUGGAGAGAAACCUCACAAGUGUUCACACUGCGACAAGGCCUUCGUUCAGUUACAAAGCCUGAAAGCACAUGAGAGGAUUCACACUGAAGAGAAAAGUUUUAUAUGCUCUCUGUGUGGGAAGAGUUUCAGUCGUCAAAACGUUUUAAAAAUCCAUCAGAGGAUCCACACUGGAGAGAAACCGUACAAGUGUUUACACUGCGGCAAAUCAUUCAAUCAGCUACAACCCCUGAAAGCACAUGAGAGGAUUCACACUGGAGAGAAACCGUACACAUGUACUCAGUGCGGGAAGAGUUUCAGACAAUCAUCAAACCUUUAUCAGCACAUGCUGACUCACACUGGAGAGAAAACACACAGAUGUGAUCAAUGCGGGAAAGCAUUUAUAAGGCCCUCAGCGCUGAGGAUCCAUCUUGGAGUUCAUACAAAGGAGAAACCGUAUUCAUGUUCUGAGUGUGGAAAGAGCUAUACAGUGCAGUCGCAUCUCAGAGUACAUCAGAAGAUCCACACUGGUGUCAGAGAGUUUGUGUGCUUUGAGUGUGGGAAGAGUUUUAUUAGAUCAGGAGGUUUGAAACAGCAUCAGAGGAUCCACACUGGGGAGAAACCUUACAAGUGUUCACACUGCGACAAGAGUUUCAGUCUUCUACAAAAACUGAAAAUACACCAGAGUAUUCACACUGAAGAGAAACCUUACAAGUGUUCACACUGCAACAAGACGUUCAGUCUUCUACAAAAACUGAAAAUACACCAGUGGACUCACACCGGAGAGAAACCAUACACAUGUACUCAGUGUGGGAGGAGCUUCACAAAAUUAUCAUAUGUUAAUAAACACAUGAAGAUCCACACUGGAGUUUAGCCCUACAAGUGA
This is a messenger RNA of Danio aesculapii, 1965 nucleotides long. RefSeq names its product gastrula zinc finger protein XlCGF26.1. The record is from RefSeq and is a predicted model, not a curated record. Gene Ontology annotation, biological process: regulation of cytokine production; regulation of immune system process; negative regulation of transcription by RNA polymerase II. NCBI's taxonomy places the organism in Eukaryota, Metazoa, Chordata, Actinopteri, Cypriniformes, Danionidae. The transcript has 4 exons.